CGACAACGAGAGUUAGCUCCCUUUGUAAACACGCUCUGUCAUGAUGUGUUGAUUGUUGAUACUUCGUCUUGCAGAACAGAAGAGAUCGUAGUUAGUCCACAAUGAAAUAGACAGAAGAACUACAAAUUACUAUUAUGUCUACCCUGGAGCAAGAGUUGCACAAUGCAGUGAGGGGUGGUCAACUGCCCCAGAUUCAAUCUUUGCUCAAGAAAGGAGCCAAAAUUGAUGGCAUCUACUAUGGAUGGACGCCACUACAGCAAGCCAUUGAUGUUGGAAAUGAAGAUGUGGCGAUAUUUCUAAUAGGGGAAGGCUGUGACAUCAAUUACCAUGACAACAACCAUCUGGCACCGUUUGAGAAUGCUGUCAGAAAGAACCUGGCCAAAGUGUGUGAAGUAUUCCUGAAGAAGGGCAUCGAUGGUAACCUUGCGUUGUCGGAUGGGGAGACCCCGCUGAAUGUUGCUGUUGAGAAAGGCAGCACCAAGCUGGUCAGUGUGCUGGUCAAUGAAGGGAAAGUUGACCUGAGCUGUAAAAGCAAGCGAGGACAGUCGCCACUGUACGUGGCGUGCUCCGAGGGCCUGACUAAGAUUGCCUCCAUGCUGGUGACCUCAGGGGCAGAUGUCAACUUUGUCUGUGACGAUGAUGGGCAGACUUCACUCAUUGCUGCAGCUAGCAGCGAACACCUGGAUGUCGUCAAGCUUCUCUUAAAAUACAACGCAGACGUGAACCUCCAGGACACAGAUGGGUGGACGGCGCUGUGGCAUGCUUACACCAACAGCAGCGAGGACAUCAUCGAGCUGUUGCUGAAGGCGGGGGCAGACAGAAACAUCCCCAACAGCGACGGCCUCACCAUCAUGGAGGACGCCAGGGAGAAUGAGGAUGACGAGAUGCUGAUCUUGUUCCAGAAGUAUCUCACAUGACACUCGUCCAGAGCUUCACAAUCUCAAAACACAAUGAAAGUCCACUUUUUGUGUCAUGACAAGCUUUUCACAUUUCAAUUUCAAUUAUAGGUUCGGGUGUUUGUUAGUUUAACCCAUGCUCAAAAACCGGCAUUUGUCUCACUCAUCACUUCACAUUUAGCCAUGGGUAAUCUUCAAUCAAUAUGGUAUCAUACUUCGCUCUUAUGAUUAUCAACCAAUCAAAACAUGUGACACAAAGAUGUGGCACUGAUUGGAAAGGGAGGUAACUCCAGUGUGCACAGACUGUUGCACUGAUAGGGAAGGGAAGUAACUCCAGUGUGCAGAGAUACCUAAAGAGAAGGUGAAAAAGUUUGGUUGAGAGAAAUUAAAUAUAUAGGCUCCAGAGCUCCAGAUAUGCUUCUUAUUUGCAUAAAAUAUGAAAAUAUUAUUAGCAUUACCCAAUUAAUUGUAAAUGAGUUGCCAUCACAUACUAUGAAAUGACAUAUAACAAUCUUAGUGCUAAGAUCACUUUUUGGAACAGUGUCCUGGCCUUCUGCAAUCUCAUUAAAGUCAGACCUUAGUUCUUGCUACUGCUAAACAAAGAUCUGAGGACAUCCCAUUACGGGUCACGUCAGACCGACCUUGCACGAACUUUGACUUUCUCGUGCUUUACGGCA
Messenger RNA from Haliotis rufescens (red abalone), 1573 nucleotides. RefSeq names its product putative ankyrin repeat protein RF_0381. Gene Ontology annotation, molecular function: protein binding. The transcript has 6 exons. NCBI's taxonomy places the organism in Eukaryota, Metazoa, Mollusca, Gastropoda, Lepetellida, Haliotidae. The coding region runs from base 135 to 917 and encodes 260 amino acids. The record is from RefSeq and is a predicted model, not a curated record.